Orussus abietinus is the source of this 852-nucleotide messenger RNA. RefSeq names its product protein lethal(2)essential for life. The record is from RefSeq and is a predicted model, not a curated record. The transcript has a single exon. NCBI's taxonomy places the organism in Eukaryota, Metazoa, Arthropoda, Insecta, Hymenoptera, Orussidae. Gene Ontology annotation, molecular function: protein folding chaperone. Bases 97 to 648 code for a protein of 183 amino acids. Gene Ontology annotation, biological process: protein refolding; response to heat.
AGCAAUCGAAGCGGUAACAAAGGGUGAAGUUUAGUUAGAGAGGUACCGAUUAACGUUUUCACAGAGGCACUUUCUCUGAGAGAUCAACAAAGUGUUAUGAGAAGAAUGGCUCUAAUUCCGAAAUUGUUCUCGCAUUGGUGGGAGCAUCUCGACCGACCCCAUCGACUGAUGGACCAGCAUUUCGGCCAUGGCCUGCACCCGGAUCAGUUGUUCAACCCAUCGUUCUACGACAGACGAUUUCCCUUCGUCUAUUACAGACCUUGGGGCGAACUCUUCAGGGACGACGAAUCCAGCGGCUGGUCCGUUGUGAAGGCGGACAAGGACAAGUUCCAAGUCGCCCUGGACGUCCAACAGUUCAAGCCCGAGGAGGUCAACGUUAAGGUGGUUGACAAGUACGUCGUGGUCGAGGGAAAGCACGAGGAGAAGGAAGACGAGCACGGGAUGAUCUCGAGGCAUUUCAUGAGGAAGUACAUGAUACCGGAGCAGUGCGACGUCGAGAAGGUCAGCAGCACCCUCUCCUCGGACGGGGUCCUCACCAUCACCGCCCCCAGGAAACCAGAAUCCAUCGAACAGAAGCAGGAGAGGACCAUUAAGAUCGAGCACGUCGAGAAGCCCGCCAUUGAGAAGGCUGCGAGCAAGAGCAACUGAUUUCAUUAAUUUGUAUAUCUUUAGCUGUGUAACUUAUGGAGUUCGUUCCUUGUAUAUCUUUUUCACCAACUGCCUUUUCGUGUAAUAUACGUAUUCAUGUUUUGUAUGUUUCUUCCCGUACGUCAUAGUAUAUCAUACUCGAUACUACGUCAUAUGUCAAUCUCAGGAAAAAUGACAGUAUUAAUAAACUGCUGUUGGUAAUUA